Messenger RNA from Hemiscyllium ocellatum (epaulette shark), 2174 nucleotides. Its product is annotated as sorting nexin-11-like. Bases 412 to 1014 code for a protein of 200 amino acids. Gene Ontology annotation, biological process: intracellular protein transport. NCBI's taxonomy places the organism in Eukaryota, Metazoa, Chordata, Chondrichthyes, Orectolobiformes, Hemiscylliidae. The record is from RefSeq and is a predicted model, not a curated record. Gene Ontology annotation, molecular function: phosphatidylinositol binding. The transcript is spliced from 9 exons.
GGCGGACCCGGGAAUGGUGGGUGGGCGGCGGUUGGUGGGGGUGGGGGGAAAUAUGCUGCUGCUGCACUCGGCCACAACCGUCCUGAGUGAAUGUUAAUGUAAAGGGAGCUGUUUAGAAGAAGUUGCUGAAGGAACUGGACUACAAAAGAGGCCCACCCACUGGCUUGCAGCUGAAAGCCAUGCUCACAGGAAGUGCAGGGCUUCUACUUACUAUUACUUGUCAGUGCCACUUGGAUGAGGAAGUGAGGAAAGAGCUCAGUUGCAGCAACUUUAAGUAGUAACCCAGUCAGUGGAAUAUCAACUUCAAACAAGUAGCUGGCUAAGCAUUAAAUUGGAGGCCCGUAGGUGAGAUAUAAUGGUUGCUUCUCCAUUGGUAUUGCAUGUUACCCCAAUUCUUCAACUGAAAACAAAAUGAUGAAAGACCAAGAAGAGGAGGAAUUCAUCACUGUGCGAGUGCAGGAUCCGAGAAUCCAAGACCAGAAUUCCUGGGCUUCUUAUGUAGAUUACAAAAUAUUCCUUUACACAAACAGUAAGGCAUUUACAGUAAAGACUUCCUGUGUGCGGAGACGAUAUCGUGAAUUUGUGUGGCUGAGGCGUCAGCUCCAGAAGAAUGCUGGAUUAGUACCCCUCCCAGAGCUACCAGGCAAGAAACCAUUUUUCCAAGUUAAUGACAUCGAAAGUAUAGAGAGAAGGCGCCAAGGUUUGCAGCAGUUUCUGGAGAAGGUUCUCCACACAACCAUCUUUCUGUCCGACAGCCAGCUUCACCUCUUCCUGCAGACCCAGCUGCCUCCGGCACAGAUUGAGUCUUGCGUUCAGGGCCGCACUCCAUUCUCUGUCAACAAGGCUAUCUUGGAAAAUGCCAUGUGCAGAAAGAGUGUUCUGCUCAGGGAGGACGCAGAGGCUGUGGGCUACGAGUGCGGAAGCUCACCCUCUCACAUUCAGGCAAAUGAGGUCGGAACCAGUGACGAGACCCCUGCAUCUCAGGAAGAGCCAGCAGCCUCAGGCAGGAUAUGAGGACCAAGUUGGAAUGAUAUACUCUGCGUUAUUGUGAAUCUGUCCACGUCCUUGGCAUGCAAUGAUAUCUCAUCACUCAAAUGAUCUAAAUUGAGAUAUUGACUGGAUUGAACACAGUCUGAUGUGGAGUUGUGACUGCAGUCUUUACUACAACAAAGUAUUGGAUUGUCGAAUUGCGAAACCAACUUUGAAUCAAUUAACAUUCACUGCUUAUUUCAGUAACAGAGUAGCAAAGAUAGAAUGAACAACAUGUUCCUGGAACAUUCAAGAACGUGUUUUGAUGCAGCAUAUUUGUGGGCUUCCUGUGAUGGGUGUUGUUUGGAAGUAGAGUUUGUUUGAUGCCUUUUAGUCCCAUGAGAUACGAUUCAUAUUACUGCUAGACCCAACUAUUCCAAUUCGCUUUUUCCAAUGAAGAGUCAUAAUGAACGCGCAACAUUAACCACAUCUCCUCUCCAUAGAUAUGACCAGUCUUGCUGACUUUCUCCAGCACUUGCCCUUUUAUUUUAAGUCUCCAGCAUCCACAGUAUUUGUUUUUUUUGUAUUCCAAUGGUGUCCUGGUGAGCCUCCCACCUUCCAAAUGUCUGCUGUCUGAAUCCUAACCCGUACAAAGCUCUUGCAGUGCUCUCUGACCGACACUGGCUCCUACUCUGGCAGCACUUUGACUUUAAACUUCUAAUCCUGGUUUUCAAAUCCCUCCUUGGCCUAACUCCUUCCAAUCUCUGAAAUCUGCUCCAGCCUCACAACUCUGCAAGAUCUGUCUACCCCGGCCUCUUAUCCAACCACCCAUUUUCAUCACCUUGUUCUUGGUAGUCGUGCUUAAACUGCUUGAGUCCCAAGCUCUGUAAUUCCCUCCCUCAGCCUCUAUCUCUACCUUUCACUCCUCUUUGAAAACACUCCAUAAACUUACCUCUUUGGUCACCUGACCUUAUAAUUCCAUAUGUCUCUUGGCUGUCAAAUUUGCCUGACGACCCUCCUAUGACAGACCUUUGGGAUGUUUUACAAUGUUCAAGGUUUUAUGCGAAAGCAUGUGUGUUAUUGUUGCAUACAGCUGCUACAUUGUGAAUAUUGAUGGAGAAAACCUAAGUCCCUGUUGGAUGGUUGAGUCACCUUUAUGUGUGAGCAGCAGAGCAGUGGUUAGUCAAUAAAAUCAUCUUCUGUGA